AUGAUCCUGCCACCCUUCCUGCAACGCUGGUUCCUCUUGAAUAUCAUCCGACUUCUCACCAUUGUCAGCUGCACCCUCGUCAUUGCCUCUGCCAUCCUCACGCUCAGAACCAACUUCCAGCAUUACCCACCGCCCCUCCUUGCCUUUUCCUCCUCAACCUCCUCUUCCCCUCCGGCGCCCUACUACUCAACCACGGACAUCCCAACCACGUUCCUGGGCGUGUUCUGGUCGACCCUGAACCACGUCUCGCUCACCCUCGUCCUCUUGACCGUGCUCCUGUCCGAGCUGUCUCUGCCGAUCCCAUUGCUCCACCGGCUGUUCAAGAACACGCUCCCUUUUCUCGGCCCGAACUGGGGCACGGGUUUCCUGGGCGUGCUGUUGGUGCUCGUUGCGGCAGACGCGUUGAGCAGAGGCGAUACGGGGGAGUUUGCCGAGGUGAGCAAUUGGGUGCUUGCCAUUACAGGCGUCUUAAAUGUCGCAGUGGGGGUGGUGUGGAGAGCGAAAGCCAAAGUGGUGCGGAGCCCGAUGGGGUGGAAGCGGGAUGUGGCGGAGAAGUUGGAGAAGUUGGCAGAGGCGAAGGCGAACGCCGAAAGGGUUGUGGACGCGCUUCCUCUGCCGACCGGGCUUAGCGCAACCAAGGCGAAGGAUGGAGGGAAGCGUCAAGUAGGGAAGCUGAUAGACCUCUUGGGAAUGGCGGGCAAAGCUGUGUCGAAGAAGCUCGAGGAGCGGCAAGCGAACAAAACCGAGCAGGGAAAAGUAGUCGAUAAAGCGCAGCUCGAACAACCUCCAAUGUCGAUCUUCGUUCCGCCAUUACCGUCCGCUAUUGUCAGCUCCAGGGCCAAGCCCCUUCCACCAGCAUCACCAGUAGCCGUACCUGCUGCUGCUGGUUCAAACGAGAAGACCGCUUCACCGAUCCCUCCACCCCUCAUCAUCCCUCAGGCUGCCGCCACACCACCCCAGUCACGGACUUCCACCUGCUCCACUCGCUCCACGUCCUCCGUAUACACCCUCGACAUUCCUCCUCCCAACAACACCAACACGCACCUGUUCUCCACGCCCACACCGGUCCUCACAACCACGGACACCACCCUCUCCUCGCCGGCUAGACCAACCCUCAAAACCGUCCGCUUCCACCCAGCCGCCCUGCACCACACCUCCUCUCACAUCCCCUCGCUCGUGGCAUCCACCUCGGUCGAGGUCGAUGCAGGCGGGUCGAGGUUUCUUAUGCUGCCGUCGCCGUUGCCCGCUGCUGCUGCUGCUGUGAUGGAAGGCGAGCGAUCGCCGGCUGUGCUAGCGAGUCUGAAAGCGGCCAUGUUGGAGGCACAGGCGAAGGCGAGCGCCCAGCCGUGCAAGAAGAGUCUCUACCUUGGCAGCACGAGGUGGCGAGCGGAGUACGAGAAUCUUUCCUCUCUUGGUCCCGAUGGGCCGCAGCACCAGGAGCAGCCGCAGAAAAAAAUGGACGUCGAUCGACCGUACGACUUCCUCUAA
Messenger RNA from Sporisorium graminicola, 1488 nucleotides. RefSeq lists its product as uncharacterized. Bases 1 to 1488 code for a protein of 495 amino acids. NCBI's taxonomy places the organism in Eukaryota, Fungi, Basidiomycota, Ustilaginomycetes, Ustilaginales, Ustilaginaceae. The record is from RefSeq and is a predicted model, not a curated record. The transcript has a single exon.